Limulus polyphemus (Atlantic horseshoe crab) is the source of this 6720-nucleotide messenger RNA. Its product is annotated as active breakpoint cluster region-related protein-like. Gene Ontology annotation, cellular component: membrane. Bases 381 to 4517 code for a protein of 1378 amino acids. The record is from RefSeq and is a predicted model, not a curated record. Gene Ontology annotation, molecular function: GTPase activator activity; guanyl-nucleotide exchange factor activity. Gene Ontology annotation, biological process: signal transduction; positive regulation of GTPase activity. The transcript is spliced from 23 exons. NCBI's taxonomy places the organism in Eukaryota, Metazoa, Arthropoda, Merostomata, Xiphosura, Limulidae.
AUAGCGUCAUUUAGACAGCUUAUAUAGCUGGGUGCUGUAAAGAAAAAAGUUGUUGGAUAGUUGGUGAAGGCUUUGAGUAGGAAUGGUAUGAUGAUGUGAGCGUAUCAGUUUAAUAGAAUUUUGUGAACAUUUGGCUUUUAAAUUACUCAUAAAAGUGGAACUGUGCUAUAUAUGAUUAACUUCUGGCAUAUCGCUACAAUUAGUACAAGUCAAAUGAUAAUACUCAUCAAGAAACUUGUGAUAUGUUAUUGUUAGAUUAUCUGUAGAUACAAUAGUAUUAUUUUUAAUAUGCUUUGCGUACAACUACAACUUGCAAGACUAACUUGAGUUGUACUUGUACCUUGUAUUUAAGCUAAGGAACAGACACUAAGUUCUCCAAUAUGAGUGUGACCAAUGACUUCCAAACAACUUGGGCUCAGCGAUUUCCUGACUGUGAGUUACCUCAAGCUUGGGUAGAAGAUGUUCGUGCAAAUUUAAUCAAACAUAGGGAAAGAAUUUUAUUUCUUAAAGACGAGGUAGAAAAGGAAGAAUUUUAUGUGGAAUAUUUAGAAAAGCUUUUGGUAGACGCUGAAAAAGUAAAGCACUUAGUAAGAGAUGUCCAGGGCCUUACUACUUCAACUUCAAGUACUUAUUCUACUAUUGGUGCUGCUAGUUCCACACCUGAUGCCAGGCCUAGUGAAAGUGAAUCAGAUUUAACUGAAGCAGUCCGUGCCCAAAAUAUUAGUCAUAUAGAUAGCAUUUCUACAACUGAGAUUAAUGAAAAUAUUACAAAAAAUGUUUUUCGAAAUGUUCGUAAGAGUGAACUUCUAUCAAAUGAUACUGAUACUAAGUUGCACACUCAGUCAGAACAGAGUUCAAUAAAAUCUGAGCUGACUGUUGGUGAAGGCAAAGAAGUGUCAUCGAAAACAGAACAUGUCACCACAGAACCAUCCUUGCAGAGGAGCUCCUAUAUAACAGUUAUAGAAGUUGGUUGUAACUCCAGUGAACAGAAGGCAUUUCUAACAACUUCAAUCACAAAAUCAACAGAAAUGACACCAACAGUUUUUCCAGAGGCACAAAGAAGGGUAAGUGUUCUUUCAAACCCAUCUGAAUCUUCAGAUAAUCAAGUUGAGAUAUUUUCUCAGAAGAAGAAAAAACCUCCAACACCACCACCAAAAAAGCCAAGGCAGUCUCUUUAUGCCAUAACCCCUACUUAUAACCCUCCAAUGGAAAAAUUUGAUGCAACUUUUGUAAAUGUUGGUAAUGCAAGUAACUUUGAAAAUAUAGAGAAUAAACCAGUCUUAGUUGUAGGUGGUACUGAAAAUAUGGCAAAUUCAGUAGAAAAUGACUUGACUCAAAAGUAUGCAACAUUUGAAAGAAGUUUCAGUGCUUCUUCAGAAAAGGAUGAACUUGAAGAUAAUAUUCACACUGCAACAGUUUGCACUUUCUCUACUUUCAGGCCCAGUGUCUCUAGUGUUAAUGACAUAUGUGAAACAGAUUUAAAUCUGAAAAGCCAUUCCUCUGGAACUACGAGUUCACAUAGCAGUAGUAGUUCUUACUAUUUGACACAACAAGUGCAAGCUACUGCAUCAACUGUUGAAUCAUCAAUUAAUGUUGGUAUGAACAAUCAUGUGCAAGAGAAUGAAGAAAACACCUACAGUGAAGAGGCUCUUUAUGACACUGUUGCUGUAGAUGAGGAUCUGGAGCUACAAAACUCUGUUUUUCAACAAGAUGAAAAUUCACUUCAAAUAGAAACCAACAUGUCUUUUGAGGAGGAGGAUGAAGACGAAGAUUAUGUUGUGUUUUCUGAAUGCACAGCACUUGAAUACAGAGAUAAUCGAGGAGAAUAUUGUAACCAAUCUACACAUGCAACUGUAACCGAGAGCCAAGAGCUACAGGAGCAGAAUGGUUGUGGUAGUCCCAGUUUCUCAACAUAUGUUAAUAUUGAUUAUUUCCUGAAAAAUAAUGUAGAUGGAAAUCCAAGUAUUUUUCAAGAAGAGGUUCUCAUGGUAGAUUCUGAUGAUGAUGGUCUCCACAUACAUUCUUUGCCCAGUGACCAGGAAUUGGAUAAUGACCUCUCCUGUAGUGGAGGUGAAGCGAGACCAACUGAAGCAGUAAGAGCAACAGCAGUAACAGAAGAUAUUUUUGAAGUGGACUCAGGGGUGUAUUGUAGCUCUGUAGAUUCAGCAUCCUUCCUCCAACCAUUAGAUGCUUUGGGAAAAUGGCCUAUAGAGAAAAUGAAGGAUACUGAACAUGACUUGGACCUCAUCAAAGCUGAAGCAGAGAGAUUAACAAUGCAGAAGUAUAUUAUAAAUAGUACAUUGGAGAGUGAGGAUAUUUAUGUAGAUUGUUUAACAACUGUCCUUCAGUAUAUGAAAGCCCUGAAGUCCAACAUUACAACUUCUCAACCUCUCUUGUCAUCUGAAGAUUUCAGUGUAAUUUUUUAUAAAAUUCCUGAUCUCCACGAGAUUCAUUCCAAGUUUCUGGAAAGCUUGAAGGACUACAGAAAUGAUUCAAAUAGUCAGACAAGCAUUUGUGAAUCUUUCAAAUCCCUGGCUAGCAAGUUGGAUGUGUAUGCAGCAUACCUCCUGAAUUACUCAAAGGCUGUGGAGACUGUACGUAAAUGUAGCCUGGAAAACACCAAGUUCUCAGAGCUCACUAGGACAAUGAAGCUAAAGUCAUUAAAAGGGCAGGGAAUUACAUUAGAAGAUCUUCUGCACAAGCCUGUAGCUCGAGUACAGAAAAAUGCACUUGUAUUGCACGAUCUGUUGCAUUACAUUCCUGAAUCCCACCCUGACUACAAGACCCUGAACACUGCCCUGAAGUUGACACAGCAUUUCCUGGACAAGUUAAAACUCUCCACUCCAGAAAGCAUGUUUCCAGCUCAAGAUAGAGCUCAAAGACACCUAGUGAAGAACAGUUUUAUUAUAGAACUUUCUGAAGGACAUCGAAAACUGAGACACUUAUUCCUUUUCAACGAUGUGAUUGUCUGUGCCAAAUAUAAACCUUCUACAAAACAAAAGUUUACUUUUGAAGUGAAGUGGUAUAUCCCCCUCUCAGAAAUUGUCUUGUCAGAGACGGAAGAUGCCGAAGAUGUUCGAGAAAACUCUCCUAGUGAUGUUUUAACUCUAAAGUCUAGAGCUUCCACAAUCAGAGACCAGAUUCUGAAGGAAAAAAGAAAUGCACAUGGAAAAGAGAAACCUAAAGGGAUGUGUCGAAGCCUGGAUAAGCAAAAAAAGAAACUUUCAGAAUUGGAGGCUCAGUUAGUUCUUUCCUUGCCAAACCUGUUGUUUCGAGUUGGACACAAGAAUAACAGGACCUAUACCUUCUUUCUUUCAUCAGAAUUUGACAAAACUCAGUGGAUAGAAGCUAUCAGUGUACUGCAUGCUUCAGUUUCGAUAGAGAGACCCUCACUGAGCCUUUAUGAACUUCAGACAUGGAUCACAUCAUGUAGGAAAUAUUUGGAGACUAACCUUGGAUCAUUCCUGUUACGAUCUGAUAAAGAUGAAGACCUUCUGGUUGGAGAUCUUCAUAUUGUAAUUCAUCGUCUUCAUGGCCUAACUCGUCCAUUGGAUAUGUUCUUUUGCAUAGAGGUUGACUCUUAUGGACAUUUCUUCAAGAAAGCCAAAACAAACACGUCAAAGAACAGCAUAGAACCACAGUUUAAUGAGGACUUUGUGAUUGAACUGGAGUGGUCACAGACUCUACGGAUUUUUUGUUAUGAAGACCAUCCUAGUCAGGGAAAUAUUCUUCGAGGCAAGGCUGCUCUGGAACUAAGCCGAUCAUGGCUCACAGAUAAACCUCAAGAGAAGUCAAUCAGUCUGCAGGAGUACAUGCUUACAUUAAGUAUCAAGUUUGUCCCAUCUGAAAUGAUUGGAAGGUGGAUACCAUCAUCUAAAACAGUUGGAAUGUUUGGGGUGAAAAUACAGCAAGUAUGCAAGAAAGAGAAGAACACCAUACCCUUCAUAAUUACUAGUUGUGUGCGAGAAGUUGAGAAGCGGGGAAUGAAUGAAGUAGGAAUUUACAGAGUAUCAGGAUCAGCAUCUGAUGUCCAGAAACUGAAAAAGACCUUUGAAACAAAUCUCUAUGAAGCAGAACAACUACUUAAGGAAGUUGAUAUCCACACUGUGACUGGGCUGUUAAAGUUGUAUCUGAGGGAAUUACCUGACACACUCUUCACAGAUGCUCUUUACCCUAUGUUCUUUGAAGCUUUUAGUGUGCAGGACCAGAAAACUAGAACGAGGAGACUUUUGUCAUUGUUUCAUUCUCUACCAACCAUUAAUCAAGAAGUUCUCAUAAAACUGGUUGAUCAUUUGGUCAAGGUUAACCAGCAUGAGAGCCACAACAAGAUGUCAUUACACAGCCUAGCUACAGUAUUUGGUCCAAAUGUUUUGAGACCAGGUUCUCAUUCUACAAGUUCAAAAUUGGCAGAUCUGGCAGCAAGCACAGUCGAUGUGAUAGCCCAAGCCGGAAUCCUUUAUUUCUUUCUGAAGUGUAGAGAAGCAGGACUUCCUUUAACAGUUGAAUCUUUUAAAUGAGGCCUUUUGCAUAUUAGGAUAUUAAAAUUGAAAGUGCAUAAAGCAUCCAGCACGUACACUAAAUCCAUCUUCACUGCAAAUAUGAUAGAAAAAAGACGCUUUUACAAACUGUGACAGUUUUUUCAUUGACAAAACCUGAAUUUUACUCUUGUCUUCUACUCUUCUGCCCAAGUUCUAUAUUCAUCUAAAUGGUUUUAAAUCAUUUGCCAUUUCAUUUAAUGUAUUUGUAAAGUUUUUCAUUAGUUAAUUUCAACCUGAUAUUUUUAUUUUGCCAGAAUUACUAAUGUCUUCCACUAUUUUCAUUAUCAGUGUUCUAGUCUUGUGUAUUCAGUAUUAAACAUUACCAAAUACAGAAAUAAAAAACAAAAGAGGGGGGGGGUACAAAACAUCUGCUAACAGUUUAGUUUUGUGUUGUAUUAACUUACUCAGUAUUUCGUAAGUUUUCAUAUAAUACAGAAAUAUCUACUGGUGUUGAGAUUAUUUGAAAUUUUAUAGAGUGAGCAUCCUACUUAAUCUCCCCCCCCCUCCUCCUCAAUUUGUAAAAGAAGAAUGGGUUGGAGCAUCCUAAACAAGAUGCAUGAACAAUGGACGGAGUACUCUGGUUUAUUCUAUUUUACAGUACUUCUGAUGUUUACUAGUAUUACACCAUUAUAAUUAAACAAUAAAUUAAGUGUACAAAGGUUUUGCUAUGAAAAAUGUACAUUCUAUAAUAUCUACAUUCUCAUUAUAACAUAAUUGUUUUUUAUUAGUAGAUCUAACAAGACUAAAACUUGUUGCCAUUUGUGAUAAAAUUAAUUUUUUAUAUAAAUGUUGUAAUGUAACAUCAGAAACCUGGCAAGUUAAAUAGUAGUGGUUCAAGUCUGGUCUGUCUUACUCUAUAUUCUGAUUAAGAUAAGAUGCAGUAAAAAUCUAAAUCUGUCCUGUGUUAUACGAUGUUAACAAAGUUUAUUGAAACCUUUUGCUGUAUCAAAGUAUAUAUAUUCUAUUUUUUUUGCAAACCUGAACUAGUGACUUUUGCCUCCCAGUGGCACAGAGGUACGUCUGCGGACUUACAACGCUAGAAUCCGGGUUUCGAUACCCGUGGUGGGCAGAGCACAGAUAGUCCAUUGUGUAGCUUUAUGCUUGAUUACAAACAAACAAACUAGUGACUUUUAAAACAAUUUUGACCCUAUCCUCCAAAAUCACAGCUAUUGUUAAAGGUAUUUUACCUUCAUUAUUUCCAAGAGCAUUAAAGAACAAUGAAAAACUAGUUUGUGAACAAAUUAUAAAAGUGAAUAAAGACCAUGUGCUUUAACGUUUGCUUUAUAAAAUAGUUUUUAUUGAGAAAACCUUAACUUACAAUUAUUACCCUAAAGCAUAAGUUGAAGUUAACUUUUUUUGUUACAUAAUAUUUGAUUGCGUCUUAAAUUAGGAUCUAGUACUUAUUUUUUAUUUUUUUUACAUUUAUACUAAGAGAAUGUAUAGUAGUAGCUGACAAGCUUCACCUGUGAUUAUUUUGGACUAACCUUAAAUUAAUAUAUGUUUUUCUUUUCUACAUUUAGAAAUAUCAGCUUUACAAGUUUAGUAAGAAUUUGGAUUAAUGUGAACAUGUUAAACUUACUUUUUAAUAAACAAUAAUAUAUUGUAGACAAUUCUAAAAAUGAGACUGUUCCCAGUCUCAAAAAUCCAAUAAAAUACCAAAUAAAUCACUGUAUACGAUAAAAGAAAAAAUCCUGAUGAAACUGGAAACAGUCUCAUAUGCUCAACAUGUUUUCACUCAAUGUUUUUACUGCAUCAUUUAGUGAUUAUUUCUUUUACUGUAUUUUUGAGACUGGAAACAUUCCCAUUUUUAGAAUCGUCUGCAAUAAAUCGUUCUUUAUUAAAAAGUGAGUUUUUAACAUUGAGCAUUUACACAAGUGCCAAUGAAUUUUAAUACUGUGAACAUAUUUUAAAAAUGAUGAAAUUUGUUGUCUUGUCAUUAAAAUACUUGCACAGAAAGUAUAGCUAACUUUUAAAAAUUAAAGCCUGAAGUUAUUGACAAAUUGUUUGAAUAGUGUAUAGUCUCCUUAAUUCUUGACAAUUCUAGUUUUGUAUAUUUAUAUAUAGAAAUAAUAUAACUCGUCCAGUUGGACAAUUUUUUAUUUUUUUAAUACUGUAGUUAUCUGAAAAUUUUGUAUUUCAGGACAUUUAAUUGUUCAGAAUGAUCAAUAAAGUUUUUAUCAUA